AUCCUCUCCCUCCUCUCCGCCUCUCCGAUCUCCUUCUCUCUACACUGCCCUCCCUCCGACGUGCGUCCGCUGCCUCUCUCUAUCUCCUUCGCCGCGUCGUCUCGCCAGCCGCGCACCCUCUUUCGCCGUCUCUCCUCUUGCGCGAUGCGUGUCUCCACGCUCGCUCUGCCGUUGCUUGCAGCCUGCGCUUCUAGCGCCUACACGCUGCCGUCGAACCAGUUCGCCGAAGCCUUCGUCGGCAACACGCCCGAGGCACACCUCGCCCUCUCCUCCGGACGCAAGGUCGACUCGCCCUUUGGCUCGGGCUGCGUCGGCACGAGCGGCAUCUGCGCCACGUCUCUCUCGUCGGCACACAAGACGGAGCGCGCGACGCUGCGCCGCGAGGUGCCGCCGGAGCUGUGGCUCGUGCGCGAGGACGUCGAGUGGGAGCGCGAGCUGCGCGAGGCCGAGCCCGAGGUGCGCCUUGCGCGCUGGCUCGCUCGCCUCGGCGGCAAGGACGCAGAGCAGAAGCUGUCGCUCUCGCAGGCCGAGCUGCUGCGUCUGCAACGAGAGGAGGAGGAGCACUUCCGCAAGGAGAAGGACACGCUCGAGGCACACAGCUUGGCGCGCCUCGAGGCGGCGCGCGCCGAGCGUCGGGCAGAGCUCGGCUGGCGCGCUCACUUCGUCGCCGACAUCGACGAGGCACCGCACUAUGGCGCUGAUCGCGACAAUGGCAGUCUGAGCAAGAAGGCAGCACUGCGCAAGCAACGCUCCCUCGACGCGGCCGAGGCACGCGAGCACGCCGAAUGGCAUGCCGCCCUGCGCGCACGCUUCGAACACCCGCUUGGCGACACCGACGAGGCAAAGUGGAAGCGCGAGUUCGACGAGGCAAGACUCAGCGUCAACGGCGUCUCGCUGGGCUCGAUGCUCAAGAAGCGUCAUGCCGCUGCUGCCACGCACUAAGGCUCGCCGCUCGUCGCCUCGCCCAUCGUCCAGCCCUUCGUCGUCCUCGCCAGCUUGUCACCCGCAUCCCUUCCCUCUCCGCAUGCCGCGAUAUUAGCCAUCUCUCAUCCUCCUCACCCCAUAGACCCCACUCCCUCACACCAUAGAGACCGGGCG
Tilletiopsis washingtonensis is the source of this 1098-nucleotide messenger RNA. RefSeq lists its product as hypothetical. The record is from RefSeq and is a predicted model, not a curated record. The transcript has 2 exons. Bases 145 to 942 code for a protein of 265 amino acids. Lineage: Eukaryota; Fungi; Basidiomycota; Exobasidiomycetes; Entylomatales.